GUGUUUUUGUUCUACGGGGUGAUACUAUCAAACUGCAAUAAUUUAAAAGAGAAUAGAGUGCCUUUUUUCAAAACAUGCAGGUUUCCUGUCAUUGUGUCCGUUAUUUCUACUGCCUGAUUGUUUUCCACGUCUUUUUAAGUGUAGCUUUGGUUUGAUGCACGCCAGAUGAAUGUGUAUUUUCAGCUGUUUAUUAUCGGAUCAGAGCAGUUUACUAAUGACUCCCCUCCUCCUUCCGCCUUCUUCCUCCUCCUCUCGCCCUCCUCCUCCUUGUCUCGCAUCCUCUCCUCUCUCACCGACGGAGCUUGGUCUGUUCUCAAGCCACGUUUCGUCGGACUCUGCCCUGAUCUCCAAGUACUUCUGAGCGGCUUCGUGUGCAGAAACCUUAUGGAACAAACUUGAACCUGCCUCGGAACUCUACACUCCAACUUCCACUUUCUGCUAUAGAAUAUCUGGACGGGCACUUUACGUUUUUCUGAGAAGUUUGAGCACUUUUCCUGGAGUCUAUCAGAGUUUUGGUUACACCAGUGAUGUCUCUGGAGAGGAGCCGCUCCGGGACGCACCCGAACAGGUGCCCUACUUUUACUUGACCACAGACUUGGUGAAAACUGUUCGUGCGACACAAUACGAGGCGUCUGAAAAGCCCAAGAUAGUUUCAAGGUAUGGCUUGCGCCCUGUUGAACUGAUUAUCACAACCCGGAGAUGGAUCGAUCAUUCUGGACCACACAGUUUCAUGUCGCGGUUUUGACUGAAUCAUGAUGCGGUCUCCACCCCUGAGGCUCCUCUGUUUGUGGCUGUGCAGCGAGGCCAUCGCCAACCAACUCCACGGGCAUAAAACAAAGACGACUUUCAGUCCUCAUUAUGAAUCCACCGACGCUGGCAGGAAUGCACCAAGCCGGACAUGGCGCACAGUCAGCGGGGAGGACAAAGGGAGGGCGCACGAUGUGAAAGCCUCGUGGCUGGAUACUGUAAACCCAGCAUCUUCUGGGCUGCUGCGGAUUCAUGCACCCCAGCGCUCUGUGCGUAAAAGUGACACUCAUGAUGGAACUCGGUACAUCCGAACUGUACUCACAAACGAAGAUUUACGCACGGAAGAAAACAACGCCGAGCGGAGGAAUAGAUGCAUUCUGACAGAGGUACUUAAACAAACCCCACAUGGACUCACUUGCGGCACCAGGGCGAAUGGACACAAACGGCGCCAAAGGCGGAAUGCAAAAUCCAGCAGGGUGCGGAGUAGCAAGUUGCAGCAGGAUGGAACCGGGAGCGCAUGGGACGUCCUGCCUGCAGUCAUGGCGCAGGAACAGGAGAGGGGACCCUCUUUCGGCCUCAACACCAGCGACUAUGAGGACGAGUACUCUGUGCCGGACUUCCCCGAAACGACGCCUCUCUCCCCAGUAAACACACGGACUCGACGCAAGCAGCUGAGGCACCCGUUCUACCCGGUGACCGCGGAGUCUUACGGAGCGUACGCGGUCAUGAUCACCGCCGCCAUCAUCUUCAGUGUGGGGAUCAUUGGGAACGUGUCGGUCAUGUGCAUCGUGUGUCACAACUACUACAUGAGGAGCAUCUCCAACUCCUUGCUGGCCAACCUCGCGCUCUGGGAUUUCGUCAUCAUCUUUUUCUGCCUGCCGCUAGUGGUGUUUCAGGAGCUCACCAAGAACUGGCUGCUGGGGGAGUUCUCGUGCAGGAUUAUCCCCUACCUGGAGGUCGCGUCUCUUGGGGUCACGACCUUCACACUUUGUGCUCUGUGCAUCGAUCGUUUCCGUGCAGCCAGCAACGUGCAGAUGUACUACGAGAUGAUUGAGAACUGGAUGUCAACUACAGCAAAGCUGGCCGUCAUAUGGGUGGGUGCUUUGCUGCUGGCACUGCCUGAGCUGCUGAUCCGACAGCUGGUCACUGAGGAUGGCGACCCGCCAGACAUGACGCCGUGCGAGCGCUGCGUGGUCCGGAUCUCCACUGAGCUCCCAGACACACUGUAUGUCCUGGGGCUCACCUACGACGGUGCACGUCUCUGGUGGUACUUCGGCUGCUACUUCUGCCUACCAACACUGUUUACCAUCUGCAGCUCGUUGGUCACUGCUCGCAAGAUCCGCCGGGCAGAGCGAGCCUGUGUCCGUGGGGGCAAGAAGCAGAUCCAGUUGGAGAGCCAGAUGAACUGUGCCGUGGUGGCGUUAGCCAUCCUCUACGGCUUCUGCAUCAUCCCAGAAAACAUCUGCAACAUUGUCACCGUGUACAUGGCGGCCGGCAUUCCCAGGAGAACCCUGGACAUCCUCCAUCUGGUCAGCCAGUUGCUGCUCUUCUGUAAGUCUGCCGUGACGCCUGUGCUGCUGUUCUGCCUGUGCCAGCCAUUCACCAGAGCCUUCCUGGACUGCUGUUGCUGCUGCUGUGAUGAGUGCAGUCCAGCUCACUCCCCCACCACUGCCAUGAGUGAUAUCGAUAAUGAGUGCACCACCACUGAGUUGGAGCUGUCACCGUUCAGUACCGUUCACAGGGAAGCAUCCACCUCAGCUGCCUACUCUGCCGUGGGAACCCACUGCUGAGGACAAAGGUCAAAUGUGUUAGGUGGAGCUUCAUCUGAUGUGAUCAGGACUAUGUUUAGUAGACAUAGUGUCAUUUCCUAAGCAACCCAAACUGUUGAACUGUUGUGUUUGCUGGUAGAUAGACUGAGCACACUACUGUCCAUCCAUUCACUGUUUACAGAGUUUCUGUAUUUGAAAGAAUACAGUCAGUAUUAGUUUUUGACAAUUAUUUUAGUUUUUCUUUUUAAUUAACUCACCAGUAUUUUUUAUUGAAUGUGCACUCGGUUGUACUUUUUGUUUUUUGUUUGUUGUCACUGUGUGUAAUAGAACCUGAGAGCAGACAUGGCCGCUGAUAAUUUUUUUUAAUGAUUUGACAUCAUGAAACAAUGCGAUAGAAGAAUUUGGUAAACUUUAUUUUAUGAAUGGUAACUUUGUAAGAAAUUCCCUUAAAAAAGAGAAAAUCGAGAAUAUGUAGAAGUUAUUCAGUUUCCUUUUAAACAGUAUUACAUUUGCAUCCAAAACAUUGUUUUUAAAUUACUUUUCCUGGAUACUGUAUCUUCCAAGUAAUUCAUGCCAAAUGUUGUUGUUUUUUUUCAUUGAAAACUUAGCUGAAAAUUAUCAGAAAACUACAGACCACAAAGACAAAGCGUUCCUUGAAAUAGUUGUGGUGAGAUCACAACUUAAAAAAUAAUCUCCAACCGCGGCUUCUGUCACAUUCAGGUUUGUUCUUCUGGAUGUUCUUGUUGGUUUCCUUCUUUCUUUGUGUUAGUGAGCCAGUGAAACUUGCAGUAAUAUAUCAAAAAUGGUGGUGACUCUGUCUUGUGUUUGUUAUGAAUCCCUAUUGGCUGUGUGAGCGUUUCCUUCGUCACUCUGUGUUUGACAGCAGAAAUCUCUGUUCAGCCCGUAAUGUGAUAAGGUAAAGAAUUAUUGGGAUUUUUUUGUUUGUUUUUUCUGGCCACAAGAAGUUGUCACUUUUAUUAAAACAUAUUUUACAAUAGA
Molecule: messenger RNA, 3515 nt
Organism: Acanthochromis polyacanthus (spiny chromis)
Lineage: Eukaryota; Metazoa; Chordata; Actinopteri; Pomacentridae
Product: prosaposin receptor GPR37
Exons: 2
Coding region: 753-2537 (594 amino acids)
Biological process (GO): adenylate cyclase-inhibiting G protein-coupled receptor signaling pathway; positive regulation of MAPK cascade
Cellular component (GO): signaling receptor complex; plasma membrane
Molecular function (GO): G protein-coupled peptide receptor activity; prosaposin receptor activity
Source: RefSeq, a predicted model, not a curated record